AUGACUGUUCGCAUCACCGUCGUACCCGCUUCCACAAAGGCGGGCAAAGAAACCAUCCGUGUGCUUCUCCAGUCUGAGAGCAAACCCUUUGUCCGGGCAGUGUAUCGGGACACGUCCAAGGCCCCGGAGAGCUUCCUCGAGAACCCCAAUUUUGAGGCCGUCCAAGGCGAUGUCGGCAAAGGGACAGGCCUUGACUUCCGCAAUUCAGAUGCAGUCUUUUACAUCCCUCCUCCCACCUACGACGGUACAGACCAGGGAGAGUGGGCAUCUUGCACGGCAACGAACAUUCGAGAUGCUCUAAAAGACGCUCCCAACGUCAGGCGCCUUCUCAUUUUGUCGGCUCUGGGAUCGCAGAAUGAUCACAGCAUCGGCGUUCUCCGACUGAAUCACAUCUCUGACACAAUCCUCAAGGAUGCCGUCCCUGAAGUCACAAUCGUCAGACCCGGUUACUUCCAAGAGGACUGGGCCCACCUUGUGAAAGGGACCCAGGCAGAGGAGCGUGUCAUACAGUCCUGGAUUGUGCCCGCCGAUUAUCAGAUUCCUAUGGUGAGCCUGAAAGACGUAGCCGAGUUCUGCGCGGGCUCGCUGCUUGGAGAGUUUGACACGACCAAGCCCAGUCCCCACUACUUCAAGCUCUUCGGGCCGCGACACUACAGCUCGCUAGAUCUCAAGAGUGCAGUGGAGAAAGUCACGGGCAAUGAGGGCAGGUUGGAACUUGUCCAAAGGGACCAGCUCGCCAGCUUCUUCGCCCAGCAGAUUCCCGACGCAUACGUGCAAGAGUUCGUCGAUAUGGUAACUGCCUCCUUGCCGGGAGGGAUCAUAAGCGACGAUUACGAUUAUGACGAGAGUACUAUCCGAGGACGGGUGGAGUUGGUUGAUGCCCUAGGUGACCUGCAC
Canariomyces notabilis is the source of this 897-nucleotide messenger RNA. Its product is annotated as NAD(P)-binding protein. Lineage: Eukaryota; Fungi; Ascomycota; Sordariomycetes; Sordariales; Chaetomiaceae. The record is from RefSeq and is a predicted model, not a curated record. The transcript has 3 exons. The annotation marks the transcript as partial.